This is a messenger RNA of Rotaria sp. Silwood2, 2292 nucleotides long. NCBI's taxonomy places the organism in Eukaryota, Metazoa, Rotifera, Eurotatoria, Philodinida, Philodinidae. The record is from the annotation of a GenBank genome assembly.
AUGGAUUCUGUAGUCAGUAUUCCGAACGGUAAAGUUCGUCAUCAUGAAAUCUUAACAACUAUCUUUCAAGGUUCAAUACCAGAACAAGAUUCAAAUAUUUAUAUUCAAUUUGAAAAAGAACAUCGUAAAUUACAACAAAAUCGUUCGACAUUAGAAAGACAAAUUCAAGAUAUACGUCAAGCAUUAUCUGGCAAAGAAGAAAAACGACGUUUAUUAGCUGAUGAAUUAAAACGUAAAGAUUCAUUACGAAAUGAAUAUACAGAUCGUUUACAAGAACAACUUAAUGGACAAAUUUAUGAUAAAUAUAUAGAAAAAUUAUCGAAUGAUGUUAAACAAAAACAAGAUGAAAAAGGUAGUUUUGUUGGUAUGGAAAAAACUUAUCAAAAAUUUAUUAAUCAAGUUCAAUCAACAUUAAAAUCAGAUCCAUGUUGUCCAUUAUGUUAUCGAAAAUUUGAAAAACAAUCUGAAGGUGAACAAUUAAUUCGUGACAUGGAAUCACAAGUCAAAGGACCUGAAUAUAGAAAUAAAAUUGAUCGUGAUUUAACAUUAUUACAAGAAAAAUUUGAAAAAUGUCUUAAUCUUAAACCAAUUUAUAGUCAAUUACAAGAUCUUGAAGAAAAAGAUAUUCCAACAUUAAAAAAAACUAUGAAACAACUUGAUAAUGAAAUAGUUCAAUUAAAAAAUAAACAAACCGAUUUAGAACAAGAAUUAAAUGAUCGAAUUUGUUUACCAUUAGAACAAUGUGAACAAAUUAAAACUGAUAUUAUUAUGCUUAAUAAAUAUAUUAAUGAAAGAAAAGAUUUUGAAACAAAAAUUAAUAAUUGUCAACAAAAACUUGGUAAAGGACAAAAAUCAUCGCCACGUUCUCUCGAUGAAGUAAAACAAGUUAAAAAUGACGUACAAAAUCAAUUUGAUCUUCUUGAUAAAGAAUUACAACGUAAACAUAAAGAACUUCGUUCACAACAAGAUUUAGUACAAGAAUUACGUGAAUCCUUAACAGAACUUAAAAAUGAAAAAUUAAAAUUAAGUUCUGAUAUACAAAAAAAAGAACGACUUGAUGAACAAUUACAAAAAUUAACAAAUUACAUUCAAACACUUAAAGAUGAAAUUGAAACUGAUAAAAUAUCAUUAGAACCAAUUAAUACUGAUAUUGAUAUGAAAAUAAAAGAAAAAAAUCGAUUAAAAAUAGAAAAAGAAAAAACAUUAUCUACACUUACGGAAUCUAUCAAUGUUCUAGAACAAAAAUUAAAUGAAUUAAAAGCAUUAACAACAACAAUUAAUAAUUUUGAAGAUCGUACAUCUAAAUUAUUAGAAGAACUUCGUUCUUCAUUCGAUCAAUUAAAUAUUCAAGAAAAACAAUUACAAUCAGAAUUAUCAACAUGUAUAACAACCAUAGCUCAAUAUAAAGAUGAUUUAGCACGAACUGAUAUUCGUUAUCGACAAUUAAAUGAUAAUCGACAAUUAAUUCAAAGUCAAAUUGAACUUGAACAAAAACAAAAUGAUCUUAUUGAACUCGAAGAAAAAACUCACGGACUUAAAUUAGAUUCACUUAUACGUGAAGAAAAACAAUUACGUUCAACACAAGAAACAUUAUUUAAAGAAAAACAUACAGCAUCAGCACGUUUAGCAACAUUAGAACAACAAUUAAUUGAAUUAGGACAAGAACUUGAACAAGAACAUUUAAAAAAUGCACAUGAACGUUAUCUUAAACAUUUUAUACAACAAACAGUUGAAGAAAUAGCAUCACAAGAUCUUGAACGUUUUUAUAAAGUUUUAGAUCAAACAAUGAUGACAUAUCAUACACAAAAAAUGAAACAAUUAAAUAAAAUUAUUCGUGAUCUAUGGAGAACAACAUAUCGUGGUUCAGAUAUUGAUGCUAUUGAAAUACGUUCGGAUGCUGAUGAAGAAAAUGCAUCAAAAACUCGUCGAACAUAUAAUUAUCGUGUUGUUAUGCUUAAAUCUGGUUCUGUUAUGGAUAUGAGAAAUCGUUGUAGUGCGGGACAAAAAGUUCUUGCUUCACUUAUUAUUCGACUUGCAUUGGCUGAAGCAUUUUGUCUUAAUUGUGGUAUUCUUGCAUUAGAUGAACCAACAACAAAUCUUGAUUUUGAAAAUAUUGAUGGAUUAGCUCAAGCAUUAAUUGAAAUUGUUAAAAGUCGUGCAAAUUUAAAAAAUUUUCAAUUAAUUGUAAUAACACAUGAUGAAGAUUUUGUUGAUUCACUUGGUAAAUCUGCAUAUGCAGAAAAAUGUUAUCGUGUAUCAAAAACACAUAAGUAUGUUUUUAUCAUUUAUUAA